UCAGUCAGUCAGUUGGUUGUCUUCGAUCACGCAGUUCGGCCAUGGGUUAGCGAAUGAAAAACAGGAUUUCCCCACCCUGUUUUGCACCAAAUGUUGGGUAUUGAAUCCGAAAAUGAAAUUAAGGAAAUUCGUGAUUAUUCGGUAGGGCUUUUAGCUAGAAAGUGCAUCACAUUGUUCGGCCAACUGAAGGUCUUCCUGGAGUAGAUAUUGUGGUAGCGAAUAUAUUUCGAGUAUAGUUAAAAAAAAUCGUGAAAGGGAACUCUGAUGGAUGGAAACUGAUGUAAGAGUUUUGGAGCAAAAGAGGAAAAAAAUUGAAUGUGAUAUGAUUUGUCAGUUUUUAUACAAGUUCCUCAAUUUAGUUUAAGUAUUUCGACAUCGCAACGUUUGGUUUAGUAAAACUUCAUUAAUUCGAGAAGUGACAAAAGAAAUAUUGUGUUCAUUUAUCCGAAAAAUGGAAGUGCUCAGCUGAGAGUGAUAUCGAACAAAGAAAUCUGACCGGACCAAACGGGGCCUAAAUCAAUUUGUUUGAAAAGUGAUGGCUCUAUUAGGGUCACAACGAGCAUCCUUGACCAAGAUUUCUAUGGAGCCAAUUUUCACUGCAAGUGAUAACUUUUCGCAAUCCUAGUGAGCGGUGGACAAAAGGGAAGGAAAAGUGUGCUAAGGAAAACCCCUCACUUUGGAUCUGCCAAAACAGUCAAAGGCGGCGUGGAAGUCGCAGUGAGCAGAGCGCGCGCGGAAAAUCGAUACCGUUUCCUUUUCUGUCAAACACAGCCUACUGAGGAAGGCACAGGACUCCGCAUUGAAGUUGGCUGCGGUUGGGUUUGUUUUUCUUCCAUCGUUCGUCGUCGUCGAUUCUUCUAAAUGAGGAAAGUGGCGUCAAAAUAACAAGGGGGAAAUUCCAUAUGAUGGGGAUGGGGGAGUCACGUUUUCUACCACAUGUAAGAGACGAAUGAAUGUUUUGUAUAAACUGAUCGCGCGCUCAAACGCUGUAAAUCCGAAAGCAAGGUGAUUAUAUGGCUGUGUUGGUUUGUGAUGUGCGUGUUGCAUAGUGGAAGGCGCGGACAAAGGACAACAACGAUGUAGAGAUGCUGCGGAGAUAAACAAGCUCAUACUGCACUAUAUUCGUAGAGUCGAGUGGAAAAGCUUUUCCAAUUUUCCUUCUGGAAUAGUGAAUAGCGAUAACGUUUCAGAAGUGGUUCUGCAGAACAAUAGUGUGUUGAUUGGGUCCUCGAAACCUGUCGAGUGGUGGAGAAAGCCCAACGAGGCAUCAUGAACGGCUAAAGAUCCUUGUGACGUACCCCGUACGAAGAUAAAGCACCGCAAUUGCACGAGUGCUUUUGCGUCUCGAGUCGAGUUCCAGAUAAAAAUCCAGGUCGUCAAAAUGCUCUACAAAUACGAGGAAGGUUCCCUUUACCUGCUGCGGAACGCCAGCACCGGGGCAUCCAUCGAUGCCAAAUUCGACACGAACUCGAUUGUGUGGCCCUUCCUGAUACAGAAUGCGAUGGAGAAUCCGCUCUGUACGACGACGGCUUCCGCCAAUUCUACGGUUUCGGUGUUACUUUGGACCACGAUUGCGGUGUUCGGGAUUGUGUACACAUUGUUGGGGUAUCGUUGUUUAAGAGCAAUAGGCUUCCUGACGGGGCUGGCAGCUGGAGCAGGCUGCAUUGUACUACUGCAGAGCAAAAAUAUUACAGGGUUCGGCAAUUUAGCAGCGCCAGCACUCGCUGUAGUGGCUGGCCUAUUUGGUGCUAUCCUCGGUUCAACACAUCCGAUUUCGUCCAUCCUAAUUGGAGCCUCGGCCGGAGCCCUGGUAGCGGGAGCUAUUAUUGCGUCCUGCAUUGCCACACUACCUCAUUACAUCUUUGGAGAAAAUGAGCUCUUCGUGUCCGUCGUGGGAGGGGCCAUCAUCUGUGCCAUAAUCGCACUAUUCUGCCCAAAGUUCAUGUCAAUCAUUGCUUCCAGUAUACUGGGAUCGGCCAUGAUCCUGUGCUCAAUCGACUUCUUCAUGCAUGGACUGAACACGCUGGAUUGGAUCGUCAACAUCAAGCCGGAACCGACGCCACCUCCCUGCUGGGGUGGGGUGAUCCUCAGCUGUUGGCCUAUUGCCGCGGUACUAGGGGUGCUGGUUCAGAGCUUUGUCACUGCCUGGAAAAUAGACCACCGACGACAGAUGAUGCAUCGGAGGCGUCGCCACUAUAAAGGCCGAACCGGGUCACGAUCGCGAGAGACACGGGAAGAGGCACGCCAGCGCAAGUACCGAUACUUGUACCAGGUGCGCACCGCCCGAGGAGACAUUAUAUCUCAGAACUUCGUAUCCGCCCUCCAGAAGCACGUCACCACAGAUUCCGGUCCACCGUCCGAGGUGUCCACCAAGCUGGGAUCGAACGAUCGCAACACGGCCCGCAGCGAUCGGACCCACAUGACCAACCUGCCCGAUUCGGACUUCGAGAAGCGGGAUCUGAGCUACGAGAAACGUUGACAUCCGGCCAAAUAGCACUCGCAUCAUCAACAGUUACCACUGCAACAGCAGCAACAAAAUUACCACUACUACUACCACAAUAGUCACCACCAGCAGCCACAGAAACACGAACGCACUUGUUACUAGAGCAGAUCAAUGGUGGACAAAGGGAGAAAUGACGGAUUUGAACGGGUUCAACGCAAUCCGAAUGAAGUCUCUAGUAAGAACUGUACAGGUAAGGUAAGAAAAGGUAAGUAAUCAAGAGAUUUUUAUACGGAGAUAAAGAAUCAAAAAGGUUAAAAGAAACAAUGACCGGAAUGAAUAUCCAGUAACGUUCUAGGGACGGGCAUUUCGUACGAAACAGAAUCAGUAACGAGAAACAAUGAAAAAGGGCGCUGCUAAAUGUCGCCGACAAAGGUUAAAGAAAGGAACGAUUUUAAACCAAGACAAAUGUGUAACGAUAUAAAUAUGAAGCCAUAUAAAUACCAAAUCAAUAACUGAAUCAAAUUCAUUGCUAUCUAAAGAUAAGGUUCAAUAAAUUGUACUUAUUUCAGAGUAGUCUGAAGUAAAACUUUUUGAUUCUCUUAAAGGAAUAAUCUAAAAAUCAAGCUACACAGUAAAACAAAUACAAAGAAAGGUGGAAAUGUCGAAUGUGAUUCAAGUUUUUAUCAAAAGUAGCAUCAAAAGUUGUAGGCGAUUGUUUUCCGCAGUAGAUUCAUGUUGUAGCCAGAAGCGGUUUAGGGUUUUUUUUGCGAAACAAACACAAAUACCGAAACGGAAUGGUUGUUUGAUUUACAAAAACAGAGGAAUAAUUUGAAGUUCUCAAAGAUGUCCAUCAUGCUCCGAAAGAAGCAUAGAAAAAUACACAAAUAUUUAUACAUCACAGCAGGAUUACAGUCGCAUGGAAGUUACAAUAAAGCAGAUAAUUACAAAUAGUCAAGGUCAAUGUUUCGAGCAGCGCAAUAGAACUUGUUUACGUUAGGUUAUAUUUUUGAACAAAAAAAAAACACAAAUGUAGUUAAAAACAAGCCGCCACACAGCCGUCAGAUCAAAAACAAAGUACGGAAUACAAUAAUGCGAAAUGAUAAAACGUGACAACUGGGGUGGAAAAGAGGAGUGCAGUAAAUCCCUUCCAAGAUGCAAAACUGAUCGGGAAUGAGAAAUAAAGUAGUGAAAAUGCAAAGGUAGAAUGUCGAAAGAGACAGAGAGUAAUAAAUGUACUAGGCUAAAGGAAAGCUCAAAAUAUAUAAGCCAUAUUUUGGAUUUAUCGGA
This is a messenger RNA of Aedes aegypti (yellow fever mosquito), 3730 nucleotides long. Its product is annotated as transmembrane protein 198. NCBI's taxonomy places the organism in Eukaryota, Metazoa, Arthropoda, Insecta, Diptera, Culicidae. Gene Ontology annotation, cellular component: plasma membrane. Bases 1382 to 2479 code for a protein of 365 amino acids. The transcript has 7 exons. The record is from RefSeq and is a predicted model, not a curated record.